ACCAAGGGAGGACAUUCUGGCGAAAUGGCAGCAAGGGAAUCCAAACCAAAUCUCAGUCAUGCACAGGUAUCUGAGCUUAUCAGCCGCCUGUACUGCCUGACUGACUCUGAGAUACGUCCACUUCCAAGUUUUGAGGACCAGAAUUUCUUCGUGUCUGUGAGCGAAGGUGGGGAGUAUGUGCUCAAAGUUGUGAACUCCGCAGACAGCCAGAACCCCACUCUUCUGGAGUUGCAGACCCAUGCCAUGAACUUCUUGCACCAGAAAGGGUUCCCAGCUCAGACCGCCAUCCUCACCAAGACAGGAAACCUGAUGAGUCUGGAAGAGAUUGACUGUGGUUUUGGGCCUCAGAAAUACUUGGUACGCCUACUGACAUAUUUACCUGGUACAACCAUUGCCAAGAUCCUGAGCUCUCCUGCCAUCCUCUAUGAAGUUGGAAAAAUGGCUGCCACCAUGGAUAAUGUCUUCCAAGAGAUGGAGCACCCAAACCUGGGUGUCCUCCAGAGGGAUAACUUCAGCUUUGGUCUGGCCCAUGUUCCCCUUCUGGAGAAAUACCUCCCUGCCAUAGAUGGAGACCCCAUGCAGCAGGUGGUCAGCGAGAUCAUUACUCAGUUCAAGGCAGAGGCCGUUCCCAAGAUGGCCUCCUUCCGCAAAUGUAUAAAUCAUGGAGAUUUCAACGAUCAAAACAUUCUGGUAAUGCAGGACAACCAGUCCCGGUAUAAAAUAUCGGGCAUCCUAGACUUUGGUGACAUGAGCAGUGGCUACAACAUCUUCGAGCUGGCCAUUGCCAUCAUGCACAUGAUGAUCGAGAGCAUGACUCCUGUGGACGUGGGCGGCCAUAUUCUGGCAGGUUACGAGAGCGUCUUCCCCCUGAACGAGGCCGAGAGAGACUGCCUUUUCCUGCUGGUGCUGUGCAGGUUCAGCCAGGUGCUGGUGCUGACCCGCUAUGCUGUGCUGCAGCAACCCGAGAAUGAGGAGUACCUGGCCCUCUGGUACUCUCGCCCCGGGAUCAAAUACCUGAGCCUACUCUGGGAGCUUGGCAAGCACGAGGUGGACAGGACCUGGUUUGAGUGUGCCCAGAAGUACAGGGACCAACAUUAAUAAAGACACACACACACACACACAUACACACACCAUGCCAAAGUAUGGGGCUAGGAAGGGAUCACAUGUGCGACUCCAUUUUGAUCCCAAGGUUCUAUGUUUUUACCCUCUACAAAAUAAAAUGCUGACAAAUUGAAAGCGUAGCGAAAAUAUUAGACCAAGUUUAUUAUUAUGCAAAUGAGGAACGGAUUUUGCCUGCG
Molecule: messenger RNA, 1298 nt
Organism: Engraulis encrasicolus (European anchovy)
Lineage: Eukaryota; Metazoa; Chordata; Actinopteri; Clupeiformes; Engraulidae
Product: hydroxylysine kinase-like
Exons: 5
Coding region: 25-1098 (357 amino acids)
Molecular function (GO): amino acid kinase activity
Source: RefSeq, a predicted model, not a curated record